Eruca vesicaria subsp. sativa (arugula) is the source of this 392-nucleotide messenger RNA. Lineage: Eukaryota; Viridiplantae; Streptophyta; Magnoliopsida; Brassicales; Brassicaceae. The record is from the annotation of a GenBank genome assembly.
CGAGAACUUCAAAACACACACAAAAAAAAAACUAAGUAAAAAGAAGAAAAAGCCUUUCAGGUCUCAACAAUGGAGAUGAAGAAGAUCGCUUGCGGUGUGCUUUUCGCUGCUGCCUCCAUGACCGCCGUCAUGGCUAUUGAGGAAGCCGGAGCUCCGGCACCAGGACCCUCAUCCGCCGCCUCGGUUGCAUUGCCGGCUCUUGGCUCUUUGGUUGGGGCUUCCCUUGUGUCCUUAUUCAGCUACUACUUGCACUAAGCUAUGUCUUCAUUAUGUAAUAAUACUAUUUAUGUGAUCUUUUUCAUUUCCCACCUAUUUACAUUUCACUUGUUUAUUAAUAAAACUGAGAAAAUAAUUCAAGAAUAAAUUUUCUCUUUUUCAGUUUUUUUUUUUCA